Pelmatolapia mariae (spotted tilapia) is the source of this 807-nucleotide messenger RNA. RefSeq names its product ribosyldihydronicotinamide dehydrogenase [quinone]-like. Gene Ontology annotation, molecular function: NAD(P)H dehydrogenase (quinone) activity. Gene Ontology annotation, cellular component: cytosol. The transcript is spliced from 6 exons. The record is from RefSeq and is a predicted model, not a curated record. Lineage: Eukaryota; Metazoa; Chordata; Actinopteri; Cichliformes; Cichlidae. Bases 1 to 807 code for a protein of 268 amino acids.
AUGGCCAAGAAAGUGCUGAUUGUGUAUGCCCAUGAGAGCCCUACCUCUUUCAAUGCUGCUGCCAAAGAUGCUGCUGUGGCAUCUCUGACUGCUCAAGGCUGCACUGUAGAGGUGUCUGACCUGUACACCAUGAAGUUCAAAGCUGCUGCUACUACUGAGGACAUCACUGGUGGAGUGAAGGAUGCUGAGAACUUCUGCUAUGCAAAGGAGAUCAAAUUGGCAUCAGAGGAGGGCCGACUUGCAGAUGACAUCAAAAAAGAGCAGGAGAAGCUCAAGGAGGCAGACCUUGUCAUCUUUCAGUUCCCCAUGUACUGGUCAUCUGUUCCUGCAAUCAUGAAGGGGUGGAUGGAUCGGGUGUUGGGCUUUGCCUACGCACAGGAGAAGCGGUACAGUGAGGGGAUCUUCAAGGACAAGAAAGCCAUGCUGUCCUUCACCACUGACUGUCCUGAAUCUGUGUACAGUGACACUGGCAUCAAUGGUGACAUCAGUGUCACACUGUGGCCACUGCAGAACGGGAUCCUGAACUACUGUGGCUUCCAGGUUUUUGCCCCUCAGAUCUUCUGGGAUCCUGCUGCUGGUUCUCCUGAAUCUCGCAGCUCCAUGCUGGAGGGCUGGCGCACACGACUGCAAAACCUCUGUGGGGAAGCCACUGUGUACUUUGCUCCCUUGGAUUACUUUGACAAGGAGAAGGGUUUCCUGAAGCCUGAGGUCAAAGAGAAAUAUGCCAGCAAAGAGUCUGGCCUCACAGUGGGGAUCCACAUGGGCAAGCCACUGCCAGCCAACAGCCAGACCAAGGCCGGGGUCUGA